AUGUGUAGUUUUCGAGGGAGAAGACCAGGACGGGCCAAAGGCCUUCCACAACCACUACAACGACGACGACAUCUACUUCAACUACUGCAACAACGACAACAACUACUACUAGCACUAGUACAACAAGUUCCUCAACAUCCACGAGUACGUCAACAUCCACGACAAGUACCACAACAACCACGAGCACGUCAACAUCCACGACAACAACAACAACAAGCACGACGAGCACUAGCACCACUAGCACAACGUCUACAUCAACAACAAGCACGACGAGUACUAGUACCACUACGACAACAUCUACAUCAACAACAAGCACGACGAGUACUAGUACCACUAGCACAACGUCUACAUCAACAACAAGUAAUUGUCUCAACGUAA
Messenger RNA from Didymodactylos carnosus, 378 nucleotides. Lineage: Eukaryota; Metazoa; Rotifera; Eurotatoria; Philodinida; Philodinidae. The record is from the annotation of a GenBank genome assembly.